This is a messenger RNA of Gilbertella persicaria, 708 nucleotides long. RefSeq lists its product as uncharacterized. The record is from RefSeq and is a predicted model, not a curated record. Lineage: Eukaryota; Fungi; Mucoromycota; Mucoromycetes; Mucorales; Choanephoraceae. The transcript has a single exon. The coding region runs from base 236 to 541 and encodes 101 amino acids.
GUGUUUUGAGCAUUUUUAAGCGUUUUUGCCCUAGAUGUCUUACAGACCAUGGUAGUGAUUGAUCUUUCCAAAUUGAUUACACUACUUUGAGUACCAGAGAACAUAAAAAAAAAAGGAGAAGUAGGAUCAGUCAAUGAUGCGAAUGUGGAAUAGAUGAACGAAAUAUAUCCAAGACGGCUGUGCUACAUGUAUCCACCCAGUCUCUGCGCACUAUUUCUAUAGUAUAGUUGACACAAUGUCUGUACUUUUGGGUUUUAAUGCAUUUCAUCCACAGCUUUCACUAGUACAAUCACUCACUAUCUUGUUGUUUUUAUGCAUCCAAAGCCCAAAGAAGGCUUCAGACGCAUGCUGUCGACUUUAUAAUCGGAAAAUGAAAGAAGGAUGUUCAGUUUUUCUGUUUGACCAUCUGAAAUCGAGCAUGUAUUUAGAACUGCCUAAAGACGCCGUUAUUCUGCUUUUACACAUUAACAAAAGCUGUAGAUCUCUGCCUUUCAAGUCUAUUGAUGUAAGAGAAGCAUCAACUUUGCUGAUAGAAUAUUGAGAAAAUGUACACUUUUACUUUUGAGGUUUUUGGCUUUUAGCGCAUCGUUCUUGGAGUAUUAUCUACAAUUAAAGGUUACCAUAAGGGACUAUAGCUUAUGACGCUUAUUCCGAGUACUCAGCCAUGCCAAUAACUUCAUUUCUUGCCAUGUAAAGACGAAAAGAAAC